AUGAGUUAUACAGCAGCAGCUCUUUCAUUUAUGUUUGAAAAUCUUGCAAAGCCCAUUGUACUUACAGGAUCACAAAUCCCAAUCUUCGAGACACGAAGUGAUGGCCGAGACAAUCUUAUUGGAAGCUUACUCAUAGCAGGGCAAUACCAUAUUCCAGAGGUUACUGUUUACUUUCGAAAUCGACUUUAUCGAGGAAAUCGUGUGACCAAAACCGAUAGUGAGGGUUUAAAUGCAUUUGAAUCACAUAAUUUUCCAACAUUAGCAGAAUUUCGAACUAAAAUUGAAGUUAAAUGGGAUUUAAUAGUCGAUCGAUCAUCUGAAGGUCCAUUUAAUGUUCAUACAAAUUUGAAUCGAAAUGUUUCACUUCUUCGUCUUUUUCCUGGUAUAACAUAUUUAACAGUACGCCAAUUUCUUGAACCACCGAUUCAAGGUGUUGUUUUCCAAACAUAUGGAUCAGGAAAUUUACCUACAAAUCGACCAGAUUUAGUUGAAGAAUUACGUAAAGCAGCUGAACGUGGUGUUCUUAUUGUUAAUUGUACACAAUGUGCAAAAGGAAGUGUUUAUUAUGCGUAUGAAAGUGCAUCAUCAUUACAAAACAUAGGCGUUUGUGUAGGAUCAGACAUGACAAUAGAGGCUGCGCUAAUGAAAUUAUCGUAUGUCUUGGGCAAAUAUUCAUCAGAUACCAAACUAAUGAAAAUGAAAAUGGCUGAAAGUUUACGAGGUGAAAUGUCUGCAGAUUCAUGUAAAAUAAAAUGUCCAACAAUGAAUCUUGAUUGGAUAUUAAAUGCAACCAAUGAUGAAUCGAAUGAGGAAUCGGCUCAAUUCCGUAAAUCACUAUUACCUUGGUUAAUUGCAACAUGUGCUCAAACGGAUGAUAUAACUACCCUAAAUCAUAUACACAAAUUUCAAAGUGGUAUUAAAUUUAAUAUUAUAUUACCAUGUGGUUCAAUGCCACUUCAUGUUUGCGCUAAACAUGGUGCAAUAAAAUGUGCGGAUUUACUUCUUCGUAUUGCAAAUAAUGAAAAUCCGAUUGUUAAUGAACCUGAUCAAGUUGGUUUCACCGCAAUUUUUUAUGCUAUUCUUCAAAAGAAUGAACCUAUGAUUGAAUUAUUAGUUCGUAGUGGUGCAAAAUUAACAGCAACAUUAAAACCAAGUGAAAUAGGAAUGUAUUUAUGUAAUUGUGUUAAAAAUAAUCAAGUUGAUCAAUUAAAAUCAUGGCAUAAAGCAGGAGCGAAUCUUGAUCAAACUGAUUAUGAUGGUCGAACGCCACUUUUAUUGGCUGUAAAUUAUAAUUCUAUUGAUUGUGUUCAUUAUUUAUUAGAUAAUGGAGACAUCGACAUCUCAUGGUCUGAUAGUCGUGGCCUGACACCAAUCCAAGUUGCUAAACAACGUGGUUUUGAUAGUAUUGUUCAACUACUAUCGUCCUUUACAAAAAGUCAAUAA
Rotaria sp. Silwood2 is the source of this 1443-nucleotide messenger RNA. The record is from the annotation of a GenBank genome assembly. NCBI's taxonomy places the organism in Eukaryota, Metazoa, Rotifera, Eurotatoria, Philodinida, Philodinidae.